Nanorana parkeri is the source of this 1249-nucleotide messenger RNA. It is a transcript of the gene GRAP, whose product is annotated as GRB2-related adaptor protein. Bases 385 to 1029 code for a protein of 214 amino acids. Gene Ontology annotation, molecular function: protein binding. The record is from RefSeq and is a predicted model, not a curated record. NCBI's taxonomy places the organism in Eukaryota, Metazoa, Chordata, Amphibia, Anura, Dicroglossidae. The transcript has 6 exons.
CAGCGACAUCCUGUUUGUCUUUAUCUUAAAAAAAAAGUUGCAAACACAGUUCUUCCCUCACAAGAUCAGUAGAGCGGAGGUAACAUUGCAGCUCGGAGUGGAGACAUCGGGGUGACAACCAAGAGAGAGGCGGCCGUACUGGAGGAAGGCCUCUGCAUGAAACCCCCUCUACUGAAUGUCCCAGCCUUGGUCCCACACUGAGGACAUGCUUGAUUUGGUUUCCACCGCCGGGGGAGCUACGAACAUUUUCACUUCUUGAGAACAGAGGACUCCGUUACCCACCCACACACACUUUCCAGCUGUGUAUGUCACCAGCUGCAAGUGUCACUUAAACCCACCGAGCAUCACACGUGUUAGUCCCCCGUCCUCCCCACGUCUGAAGAGAUGGAGGCCGUUGCCAUCUACAACUUCAAAACCACGGAGAGAGAUGAGCUGCCCUUCAACAAAGGAGACAUACUAAAGAUCCUCAAUAUGGAAGACGAUCAGAACUGGUUCAAAGCAGAACUUAAAGGACAAGAGGGCUACAUUCCGAAGAAUUAUAUCAAAGUCAAGCCCCAUCUGUGGUACGCCGGCCGGAUCUCCAGGCAGGUAGCGGAGGAAAUUUUGCUGAAAAGGAGAUUUCUGGGCGCCUUCCUGAUCCGUGAUAGUGAAAGUUCUCCCGGGGAAUUCUCCAUCUCAGUCAAUUACGGUCACCACGUGCAGCAUUUUAAGGUACUUCGAGAAAAAUCCGGAACAUACUACCUGUGGGAAACCAAAUUCGGCUCGCUCAAUGAACUUGUGGAAUUUUAUCGAUCGAAUUCCAUCGCCAAAACCCAUCCGGUGCUCCUGAAAGAUGAAGAGGAGAAGAGGAAAAAGCUUUUUGUCCAGGCUCAGUACGACUUCCGAUCGGAGAAGACCCACGAGCUCUCUUUCCAGCGAGGGGAGAUCAUUGAGGUCAUGGACAGUUCGGAUCCCUGCUGGUGGAAUGGAAGAAUUUCCGGGAGGGUCGGCCUCUUCCCUCGAAACUACGUCAACCAGAUCCACAUGUGAUGGAGGUGACCAUCGCGCCUCUUCCUAAUGACUCUGAGACUGAGGUUUGUCAGCCGGUGACAACAACCUCAACCCAACUGAGAAAAGGUGGCACACAAGGGCCACCUUCAUUUUCUUAUCAUUGUAGUGAAAGACUUUUCUAUGGAUUUCAUUGUUUUUUUGUUUUUUUAGCUUUAUUCGUCUAGGAACAGGAAAUCUUCUUUUAUUAUUAAAGGAACAA